AUGAGCCACGGCACUAAUAUUUUCGCGGCAUUAAUUCGGACUCAUCACAUAACUAGUCGCAAGAAACUUGCGCGUGUGAAAAAAGCCGCCCUCCUUCAUAACUUGCAUGUGCUUAUCCGAAGUGGCGGAUCACCCGGUAUUAUGUACGCCGAAGGACCUGAUGAAGCCUCCGUCAGUAGCUGGGUCAAUAUGGUCCAGGCUCUGCGAUAUAAAGACUUCCAAUGCGCACGAAAACCGGCUGCCCAUCAGAUCCGGAGUGCUGUCGGCCGGCCAAAAGACGGAGGGUUUGAAGAAGUUGCCUCCGUAACCGAAUUCGGUGAGAGAAUGGAGCAACGGGGUUUAGGAACCUGGUGGAGAAUCGGGAUGGGCUAUGAAGCAUCUCAUUAG
This is a messenger RNA of Daldinia childiae, 387 nucleotides long. RefSeq lists its product as uncharacterized. The record is from RefSeq and is a predicted model, not a curated record. Lineage: Eukaryota; Fungi; Ascomycota; Sordariomycetes; Xylariales; Hypoxylaceae. The transcript is spliced from 2 exons. Bases 1 to 387 code for a protein of 128 amino acids.